CAGCUAAAUGUUGAUCAGUGGAGCAGCUGGAGCGGCGUCUGCUCUCACUCAGCUCUUCAGAUUGAGCAGUUAGAUGUUCCUAGCACAGUUCAGCCACACGGACACCUGACCGCUCGACAUUAGGAGGUUCGUCACCAAGACAUACCGCCUUCAAGAAGAUAAAUUUGGCACCGAGUGGUGGGUUUUUAUGUCCGUUCGCCCGCGUGAAGGGUCGAGAAAAGAGCUGAAGCUAACGUUAAGCUAAUGUUAGCUUGCUAGCGCUAUGGCCUCCCAUUGUAUCCCAGAUGAUGUAAGGCAUCGCUGCCUGUAGAAAGCAAUAUGACUGAAGUCCAGGCCACAGUGGAGUUUUCUGUGGAGCUGCACAAGUUCUACAAUGUGGACCUUUUCCAAAGAGGAUUCUACCAGAUGCGUGCCAAUCUUAAGGUGCCACCUCGUUUUCCACACAAAGUUGAGGCCAGUUUACUUCAUCCCAGGGACUGUGAUCUGGCUUUCCCAGCUUCAGUCCAGGAUGAUGUCAUCUGUAGCAAAACUUUUCAAAUCCUCUACAAGAAUGAAGAGAUUGUGGUCAACGAUGUUCUUCUGUUCAAAGUUACAAUGCUGCUCGAUGAGAAAAAGGUGGAGGAGUCUCUCAAUGAGAUGGAUUUCCAACUCCUCCUGGAGUUAUACUUCACAGAUGGCGAUUACACGCCAGAAGAUUCAAGCUCCCUACAGAACAUCAGUAGCCGCACACUUCAUUUGCACUUUAGCCUUGAGCGAGGCAUCCAUCAACACAUCAAUAUAAUGUUUGACUAUUUCCACCUGUCCGUCAUCUCCGUAGCCAUCCAUGCCUCGCUUGUUGCACUACAUCAGCCCCUUAUCAGUUUUCCUCGACCUGUGAAAACUACGUGGCUGAACCGAAACGCUCCAGCACAGAGCAAAGACUCGGUCAUUCCACCUCUGGAAAACGUGGUGUUUGGCAGCACUUACGUCAAACAAGUUUCACCAGAUGGCAGGACAUUCCUGGUGUCUGACCACUGUCUGCAGCAUGCCUUCAGCCUGCACCACAAUCUGUGCUCCAAACUCCUAACUGCCUACCAGGGUCUCUUUGGCUUCUUCACUUCAAUCACCAAAAACCUGCCCUCCUCUCAUCGAAUGGAACUAGCCAAGCCCAGCAUGCAAGUCGUAUAUGAGAGAGUUCUCAGAAGACCCUAUCCGCGAGGUCAGAGGCACGUCUACAUAGAACAACAUGAUGUUGAAGCCCGUUUGACGGAGCUGUGUGAACAUGUCAAGCAGAAAGCAGAGUCCCCAGAUGAACUGGCUGAACUGGUAAACAUGAACCUGGCUCAGCUCUGCUCUCUCCUCAUGGCUCUCUGGGGUCAGUUCCUUGAGGUUGUGUCCCUGCAAGAGCAUAUCGCCGCCCGUCUGGCUAUGGAGCAUCAUACACUAAGAGUCAGGCGUUUUGCUGAGGCUUUCUUUUGUCUUGAACACCCAAGACAAUCAGCUCUGGCAUAUCAAGAGCUACAUGCUCACAGUCAUCAACAGAUGACUAAUGCUAUCAAAAGCUCCAACUACUUCUUAUCUUUGCCUCCACUGCCAGUGGAAUGUGCUGAACUUGAUGGUGACGUUAGUUCCCUGCCAAUAAUCUUUGAAGAUAGAUACCUGGAUUCAAUCACAGAGGAUCGUGACGGACCUUGGCUGGUCAUGCAUAACACAAGGCCGGGUUCAGCUUCAAACAAAGUGGACAAGCCAAAUUCAAAGGACUGCAGUGCUGUAAGCAACCCCACACCCGAGACCUCUUUUGUCCCAACCGAUAGCAACUGGCCAGAGAACUUUGAUCAACUCCCCAAAUCUAAAGGCAAAUCAGUAAAACUGAAGAAAAUUUCAAAGACUGACAGCUCCAAGAAGUUGACACGGCAAGGCUCGAAGGACUCUGUGGUGUUGGUGGGCUAUAAAAACCUUAAAACUCCUUAUACCAGCACAAAGUACAAAGAAGAAGAGGCUCAAGUCAAACAAGAUCAUGUACGGGAUGCGUUACAGGAGGACUCCAGCAGUCAUUUACAAACUAAUCCUGAUUAUUUUUACGAUCCUUGCGCCACAUCAGCUGAUUCUGAAAUCUGUGCAGAUAACCCUGUUUUAGAAUACAAGAUUAAUACUCCUGCUUGUCAGAAAUCUAGUUGUGAAAAUGUUUCUAUGUACAGUAAUCCUCAGGCAGGUACUGGGGUUACUGCGACAUGCCAACGAAUGCAGGAGGAGGAGAAGGUGGAUCUCAGUGGCCAAAAGCCAUCACAGAAUUCUGCUGAGCUGAAAACAAGCAACAUGGAGCAAUUAGUAGGUGAUAAAGUCACAUUUUUUCUUCAAACCGAUAGAAAUCCCAGCAGCAAUAUUCCUCAGAUUACUCAGAUGUACCCUGGUGAAACACACCAGCCUGCAGCAGAAUCUGUGUUUGAACCGCAAAGCAAAAGUAUGAGCCAGCCAAGCCAAUCACGUGUGGUUUCAGUGCAGGUUAAAGGUGAUUGCAUCCGACUGCCAGAUGGAAGAGCCCCCAGUGCCUCAUCCCGUCUCUCAGACUCCGGCAUUGACAGCGAGCCCAGCUCCUUUGCCACUCAACAGGUUCUAGGAUUGCAUUCCUGCUCAGGCCAGAUUGUCUCAAUUCUGCAGCCUGAGAAGACCCUCCAGGGUCCCGCUACACCACCAGCUCAGCAAAGCUCAGAGCAAAAACCAAUUGGCACGCCAGAAAUUCUGUUCCCAGGAAAUACCAGCACAGUAAGCGGAGUCCAGUCGUCUCUCACAUCUAUUAAUUCCCUGCCUUCAGACGAUGAAGGUGACGUUUCCUCCAAGAGCACCAGUGGAGCUGAAGUACAAGGGAGGAAAUCCAAUGUCUUGGUGCAGGAGCAGAGUGUAGUUUUCUCUGGGGAUGCCAUCAGAAGACUUGAUAGUAACACUAAUUCAAAGGAGUCUCAACUGAGAAAACCUGAUAUUCUCCUUGAAAUUGAAACCAAAAGUUCUUCUGAAUUGGAAGUAGAAGACACUGAGACUUUAAAAGAUUCCCACAGUGAACCACAUACUACCUUCCCCUCCAGUAACUCUGCCACCAGCAGCACCGAUGUGGUCAAACGUGGGAUGGUAGAGAAUUACUUUGGCUCCCGUUCUAGCACAGAUGUGUCUGAAAUCAGUCCCUUGGAAACAUCUGCUAUCACGUUGGGAAUCCAGACAGAACCACACGUGGAGGAGGACGAGAACGAAACGGAACAUGAGAUGAUUGAGAAUGGUUACUAUGAGGAAGGGGAUGGCUACGCUUUUGUGAACGGUGUAGCCGACGAUGAGCAAGCAGCAGCUUCCGACGCAACACCUCAGGAGACAAGUUACCUGCUGGAGCAGCUUGGCAUUAGAUACCACCACGAAAGAAGUGAUUUAUCAAAAGCUCCUAUAUGCUCCAGUGUAGCUUCCAGUGGCGUUGGACACAGUUUGGGUCGAGCACCUUUUGCUACCGCUGGUUUUUCUUCCAAUCUGCAUUGGUACGAAUGUGCACCCAUGGCACAGAUGAAAGCGUUCAUCAAGGCCAAGGAGGAAAUGAAAGAGCUCAAACUCCCUGGUUUCCUGUACAGUGAGGUUCCUGAGCUGGCAUCUACUGUGCCCUAUUUCAGCUUAGAGGAAGAUGAAAACUGUGAUGAAGGCAUUCACCUUAUAGUGUGUGUCCAUGGUCUGGAUGGUAACAGCGCAGACCUGAGACUAGUAAAGACUUACCUUGAGCUUGGUCUCCCUGGUGCCCGAAUAGAUUUUUUAAUGUCUGAGAGAAAUCAGAAUGAUACCUUUGCUGACUUUGAGUCGAUGACGGACAGACUGCUAGAUGAAAUAGUGCAGUACAUUCAGCUUUACAAUCUAACUGUGUCAAAAAUAAGCUUUGUUGGUCAUUCGCUCGGGAACCUCAUAGUACGCUCGGUGCUGACCAGACCCAGAUUUAAGUGUUAUCUGAGCAAGCUGCACACGUUUCUUUCCUUAUCUGGACCUCAUCUGGGAACACUGUACAACAGCUCUGCUUUGGUCAACACAGGUCUGUGGUUCAUGCAGAAGUGGAAGAAGUCUGGUUCGCUAUUGCAGCUGACAUGCCGUGAUCACUCUGAUCCUCGCCAAACUUUCCUGUACAAACUCAGCAAAAAAUCUGGUUUGCAGUAUUUUAAGAAUGUGGUGCUGGUGGGGUCACUGCAGGAUCGCUAUGUUCCCUAUCAUUCUGCUCGAAUUGAGAUGUGCAAAACUGCAUUAAAGGACAAACAAACUGGGCCCAUGUACACCGAGAUGAUUCAAAACCUUCUGCUGCCAGUGCUCCAGAACAAAGACUGUAAUCUUGUACGAUAUGAUGUCAUCCAUGCCCUGCCCAAUACCGCCAAUUCCCUCAUUGGUCGGGCUGCGCACAUCGCUGUUCUUGAUUCAGAGAUCUUCCUGGAGAAGUUCUUCCUCGUUGCGGGUCUCAAGUUCUUUCAGUAGAAAUGUAUUGGAAUCAAACACUCGGCUGGACAUUAGGAAUGUGGCACCAAUACCUCACUGCAAGUAAAAGUACUGGUGAUGUUUGUGUCUAGUGCAUCUUUGUUUUGUUUUUUUUAUCUAGUUUUAUAAUUUAACUUCUGUACUUUAAUCACUUAUGAACAAUUUUUUUUCAUGUUUGCUUUGGAGUUGUAGUGGAUUCUUAUUUUUCUACUGUUGUUAAUUAACAAUUAUUUGUUUUGUGUUUUUAAGAUGCUCCCCCCCUCUAUAUACUAUAUUACUUGUGGUCUUAUUUGUAAUUUUAAUUUAAUAUAAACUUCAAAUCUCAAACUCUGAACUGGAAAUUGCUGCUGCAAACGUGGAAUGGUGUUUUUCUUUUUCUUUUUUGCUCUUUGGUGAGUUGGCCCAAGUCAGGUCCGUGCACAUAGCGUUGCCCCCAUUCUACAUGUUUCCACGGAACCUAAAGAGACCCUGCAUUGGUUUGCACCAUGACUACAUUUUACAAUCUUUUGUACGGAAAACGGUCAUUUGUACAAGUUACUUUUUUAUCAACAAUUUUCCAUCAUUUUUAAUGGUAGCGAUUGCAUUGCGUUGGUCAGUUUCUGACGUUUCAGUUUUGAUCAUCUCGUCUUUGUGCUGAUCCCUGCUAUUGGAGCAUUCUGCACACUUACCCAGCUGGUGUUGGGAGACUUUUGCCUACUAAGUCAUUACAUUUUUUGCAGGGAUUUAAAGCAAUGGACAUAAUUCAGCACAAACUCAUCUUGGUUAAAUGAACAUGUCUUAUUUUAAAUAUUUUGAUCAUAUGGUGAUUUUGGUUAAACUUGAAAGUAUUGGUAUUAUUUGAGAAACCUUUCUUGAACAUUUGUUUAUAUAUGAUCUUACUCUAUCAUUAAAUAAGUAUAUAAUGAAAAAUGUGAUAUUGGUUUGUUCUUUUAUUUUAUUUUUGGGAUGUAAAAAGCUGCCUUGCUCAAGAAUUUGGCGAGUAGUGAGGAAAAUUGGAAAUUAUGUGACAUAAAUGAUUUAACGGAUGCGAAAAUGUUGAAAACAGAGAGAGGUUUUUGUUUUAUUUUAUAAAAAAAGGACAAACUUAUUAAAACUGUUGUUUUGGAAAUGUUUUCAAUGUGCCAGAAGGUGGCAGUGUUAUCCUGAUUAUCUUUCAUUUAUUAGUCAUUCACAUGCUUCUGCUGCUGUCAAGACUGUUUGGAAAUGUACAAUUUUCUAUUUAAAUAAAAAAUAAUAAUUUUAAAUUUG
Messenger RNA from Oryzias latipes (Japanese medaka), 5709 nucleotides. RefSeq names its product family with sequence similarity 135 member A (gene fam135a). The record is from RefSeq and is a predicted model, not a curated record. Lineage: Eukaryota; Metazoa; Chordata; Actinopteri; Beloniformes; Adrianichthyidae. Gene Ontology annotation, biological process: lipid metabolic process.